CCUCGCCUCACAGACAGCCAGUAGGUCGGACUCGCGCGUGACGCCUCACUCCCCUUCCUCCACCCGCAGCAGCAAGGUGAGGGGAGCACGCUGCUCGACGCUCCCUCCUGACGGUGCAAUGUUCCAAUCUCGGGACCGAUUGCGCUCGACCGCUUCGUACCGCUAAGAGGUAGAGAGUGCGUUAGAGAAAGAGUCCAAACUAGUAAUGGGGAAACAACAAUUGUACGCAAUUUAGGCGUUGAAAUGAGCGCCAGUUGAAAAGUGUGAUCCACGAGGACCUGGACGCUCCUUCUCCCGCGUGUUGCGCCUGAUGAUGAUGCGGGCCUCAGGCAUCUGGUGGGGAUUUAGUGGGGCGGCCCAUGGUAUUCCCGGAUUAUGACCUUUUGUGCGGAAUAUUGAACUCCCUCCAGCCCAAAAACCUGUGUGUGAGAUAGCGCGUGAACCUCAACCAUACAGAGGCAUCCGCCUCACUCUCCCGCGUCGUGGCAGCAAGAAGGGAGCGGGAGGUGCAUGUGUGUGAGAGGCGGCAGUGGUGGCGGCGGCGGUACUAGUGACGGUGACGACGGUGGUAGUGGCGGUAGCGAAAGCGACGGUGAAAGUGUUUGUGGUGGUUGUAGUGGUGGUAAGGGUGGUGACCUGCGUCUCACGUACACUAGUAUCCUCGAACUCGCAAGUAAGGUCGAGCAGCAUAUCCUGGCGCCUCUCCCCUAGUGGCCCAACAUGCUACUCGUCCUGCUAUCCUCGUGGUCCCUGUUGUGUCUGCCGCCUCCUUCUGCUACUAGUUCUGCUGCUGCUGCUGCUGCUGCUGUUGCCUUUAGAUUAGUCUUCUUAGACGCCGGUGUGUGAGACAGAGGAACACGCCCUCCCGCAGUCUCCGCCCAUGACUCACUCCAUCUUCCUUCAGGCCUGCGUCGAUUCCUUCCAGCACGUCAAUCUUUCGGCUCAUGAGCGCUGGUGCAACGCCACUUAUGACAUGGUGCUGUGUUGGCCCCCCACCCCUGCCGGGGAGAGUGCACAAUUGCCAUGCCCCCCGGUCAAGGGCGUCGAUCCCUCCCAGAUGGUGUACAAGCGGUGUGACAUCUCUGGAAGGUGGGCCGGCAAGACGGACGGGGACUUCACUCGCCCCCAGGGCUACACCAACUACAUCGUCUGCUUCACCAAACCCAUACAGGAGGUCCUCAGAAAGCUGUACAAUGACUCAGCGGAGGAUGCACAGACCAAGCUCAACAUCGCCUUGGGGACCCGCAUCAUGGAAAUAAUCGGCCUGAGUCUUUCGCUGGCUUCCCUCUGCAUCUCCCUCGCCAUCUUCUUCUACUUCAGGAGCCUCAAGAACAACCGGACGAGGAUUCACCGCAACCUGUUCGUGGCGAUGGUGAUCCAGGUGAUGAUCCGUCUGGUGCUGUACAUCGACCAAGCCAUCAUCAGAGGCCACAUCGUAGGUUACUCCGCCACCAACACCAACACCUCGCGGCAAGGUAUCGACAACACGCCCAUGCUCUGCGAGGCCUCCUAUGUGCUGCUGGAGUACGCCCGCACCGCAAUGUUUAUGUGGAUGUUCAUCGAGGGACUCUACCUCCACAACAAGAUUACAGUGACGGUGUUCCAGCACAAGUUUUACUACAGCGUGUACCAUGCAGUGGGGUGGGGCGUUCCCGUGCUCAUGACCGCCGCCUGGGCCACGGCCACUGCCAUGCACUACGGGAGUUCAAGGUGUUGGUGGGGAUACAACUUUACUUCUUACUUCUGGAUUUUGGAGGGUCCGCGAUUCUCCGUCAUAUCGCUGAACAUGGUGUUUCUGCUCAACAUCAUCCGAGUCCUGGUGACCAAACUACGACAGAGUAACUCCAGCGAGGCCCUCCAAGUCAGGAAGGCAGUGAAGGCGGCAAUCGUGCUUCUGCCGCUCCUGGGCAUCACCAACGUGCUCAAUAUGAUCGUGGCGCCAUUGGGCAGAUCGGCGGCAGAAUUCGGUUUAUGGUCUUACGCAACGCACUUCCUCACCUCCUUCCAGGGUUUCUUCAUCGCCCUCCUCUACUGCUUCUUGAACGGCGAGGUAAGGACAGCGGUGAGGAAAUACGUGGACAACUACCUACUCCACCGCAGUGCCGGAGUGCGUCGCGGCUCUGGCCUGUCUUCAGUGUUCCUUACCACCGUGACAGACUUGCCCAGGGACCACCACGGGCGAGCUAGACACUUGUGUUCCUGUCUCCGAGGCAGCCAGAGCCCCACGCAUGGCAGGCCGUACUUAUGACAGUUGGGGAGGCUGCCAGGUUGCCCCAAACGGGGAGGAAGGGGACCUGGUACGCACCACCACCACUCGCGAAGAAAGCGGUCCAACGACCAGUCAACAUACAGCACAGGGCGGCG
Molecule: messenger RNA, 2364 nt
Organism: Portunus trituberculatus (swimming crab)
Lineage: Eukaryota; Metazoa; Arthropoda; Malacostraca; Decapoda; Portunidae
Product: PDF receptor-like
Exons: 13
Coding region: 881-2248 (455 amino acids)
Biological process (GO): adenylate cyclase-modulating G protein-coupled receptor signaling pathway; cell surface receptor signaling pathway
Cellular component (GO): plasma membrane
Molecular function (GO): G protein-coupled peptide receptor activity
Source: RefSeq, a predicted model, not a curated record